AUGUCUGAGCCUGGGUACAAAUCGUCUGGGUACAAAAGAUACAUGGGCACAAAACGACUGGUAAGCGAUUGAGGAGAUUGAGGCAAACAGAGUUCUCGGUAAUUGUGAAUAAUAGCUCCCCUCCACUGACAGUCUACCAACUGUUGGCCAACAGUCUGCCGAAAAUUGCCGACACUAAACUGACAGGCCACCGACAGGUAACCAAAAGAUUAGCGACAGAUAGUGAAAUAACUUUACUAGUGCAUUUUUGCACUCAAAAAUCGAUGUAAAACUUACUAUAAAUGCUUAAAAUUUUUCAAAAUGCCACUUAAACUUAAAGGCACACGAAAAUUCCCUGUGCAUUAAACGAAAGUGUGUUAAUAUUCUCCAUCGAAAAGUGCAGUUAAGAUGCGCCCUAUAAUGCAAUGCAAUCCUAAUUUUUGGUAUAUUGGUACGUCAUAUAUGUAUAAUACGUUGUGCGAUUCUUGACAAUUUUGGUCUUCUUAUCAAUCCAAUCAGGGGGGAUGCCUUUGUGAAGAGAAAUACAAUCAUUACAUAUUUAUUCACCAACAAGAAACAAUGUCUCAGCGACUUUUGAAAUGUACUAUCUGCAGCGGCGACCACUCGAUUUUUCAUUGUAUCAGCAAGUGUGGUGUCUGUUCUGGUGAUAACUGGCGAUGUUCUUGUCCAGCUCAGCCACCUCAAAAAAAGAAGAGGAAGGCCCCCCCCCCCCAGAGCAAUCAACAGCUUAAAGAUAAGCCAAGUUACCAAGAGCUUAAAAAAAAGUGCGACACUUUUUAAAAGACCACGAGAGGGUGGGCCAGUCCUUCCAAAACCAACAACCACAGAAUCAAGAGGUUGCUGCCGAGUUGGAGGAACAAGAAAAAGAUGCGGAAGAGUUGGCCAAUCUAGUGCAAACAAAGUCAGAGGCCAUCAAGACUCUGAAAACUAA
Pocillopora meandrina is the source of this 931-nucleotide messenger RNA. Lineage: Eukaryota; Metazoa; Cnidaria; Anthozoa; Scleractinia; Pocilloporidae. The record is from the annotation of a GenBank genome assembly.